CUGCAGCAGCAGAUCAUCACAGCUUCAUCAUGAACAUCCAGCUCAGUUUGUUCUGCUGCUUCUUCCUCUCUCUGCAGGACAGAACCAGCAGUUCUGCUAAUGCACCGAAUAAUAUAUAUGGAGCAGCUGGAGAAGAGGUCAGAGUUCAAUGUGCUGUUUCUCUGUUUGAAAACUGGAAGAUCUUCUGCAAGGAAAACUGUGAAGGAGGAGACAUCCUGAUUAAAACAAGACAACCCACCGAUCAGAGAGGAAGAUACAGAACUGAAUAUGUUAAAGAAUCCAGAGCUAAUGUUUUUUCUCUCUAUGUGAGCGUCUCAGAGCUGACCCGGUCUGAUGAAGGACGGUACCGAUGUGGUUUGGGCGACUCUUCAUCAUCAGCUUCAUACCAAGAGUUCAGGCUGGUUGUUGUAGACGCUCUGCUUCAUGGAAACAAAGUUCCUCACCUUUAUAAAGACGCUGGCAGCUCAGUGACUGUCGCCUGUUUCUUUAAACGCUCUGGAGGAAAACGACUGUUCUGCAGAGGAGAAUGUGGAAAAGAAGAAGUUCUAGUUCAGACUGAUGGAGUCAGAGAUGAGAAAGGCAGAUACAAUAUGAAAUAUGAAGAACAAAAAUCAGGAGCAGUUCUGUUGGUGACCAUCAAACAGCUGGUCCAGUCUGAUUCUGGACGGUACCGAUGUAAACUGGAUGGAACUGGUUCCAGUAGUUCAUACAGAGACUUUCAGGUCACUGUCAGAACUGCAGUCGACCCAUCAGCCUCCACAGCAUCAACUGGAACCAGUUUCAGCUCCAGUUCAGGAAGCUUCACACUUUCACUUCCCUCUGAAACCUCUGGUCUGAAUCAGGAGAACUCAACAUCUAAAGAUUCACCAAACCACAGGUCUGCAGAUGUUCUGCGGUUUGUGGCUCUGACUCUGGUUAUCAUCAUCAUCCUGUCGUCUGUGGUUCUGCUGGUUUGCUGCAGAGAAAGAUCUGAAAAACAUCACACAGUUUUUCCUGUGCAAACAGAGAAUCCUCCUGCUACUGAGAACUCCAAAAUGAAUGAAGACAUCACAGAGGAAGCUGAUGAGUGGAGAUCUGCUGAUGUGGAAAUCUACUCAGCUUACAGUGAAACCACAAACACCAAACCAACAGAAGCUGAAACCAACCGAGGCUGCAGCUCUGGAACUGCAACCACUUCUCAGCAACCGGCCGGAGACGUCUCGGUUCAGGUCGUCUAUGCAGAAGUAAAGUUCUCCAGCAGGAAGGAGGCGUCUCGUCCCAGAGCUUCCUGUGGAACCGUGACUGAUGUUCUCUACGCUGAUCCUCGGGUUGAUGGAAGCAGCCAUGAUGAGUCGCUUUACUCCACCAUAACUUAGCUUCAGCUCUGCAGCAGCCAUGUUUAUCCUCACAGAUCAGCAGGAAGCGUGAAGCGGAGCUGAAACCCUAAAACACAGAAACAGAAGCUGCAGCUCCUACAAGCAUCACCAGCAGCAUGAUUCAGACGGAGCUGCUUCACCUGUGGUUGACCCUACAGACUGCAUCACAUCAUGGUGUCUGGGUGGAAAUGGAUCCGAUGCUAAAUGCUAAAAUGCUAAAAUUAUUUUUCUUCUGUAAAAGAGCUCAGUGCUGGGAUAAUGAAAAAAUAUGAAAUAUGAAUAUAAGCUAACGUGAAAAAAAAGAUUAUUUAUAUAAAAUCUUUCAUGGGACAAAAACCACAAAUCACUUUAUAGUUCAAACAUGCAUAAAUAUAACAGCAUACAGUCUAAAACUAUUUAAAUUCAUUUUAAAAUGUCCAUGUAGACGAUAGAAACAGAUUCAAACUGGAACAACCAGCUGUCUGUUCCAUGUGUUGGGAAAAAGUCAAAACUGUUUCAUUUUCUUUCUAAACACUUAGUUUAAAUUUCCCAAUGUAAAAUCAAGUUGAUAAAAAAUUUAUUUUUAUGCAUAAGUAUAAAUAACUACAGUUAUUGAUAUGUUGCUAAUGUAAUAUUAUAAAAGAUGUUUGUACUGUUGCAGUUGGUGACACCAUGUUUUCUAUCUCUGACUUUAUUUUAAACUGAUGGGAAAAUCUGAAGCCACCUGACAUCUGACCACUGGGAGCAGAUGUGGAGACAUUUUUAACUUUACCCACAGAAAACAUCACAGAGUUAACAGAAUGGAUCAAUAAAUCGCUGUCCGGGAUCUGAUGGCCUUAUGCAGGACUUGGAGACUUUCUUGUGACAUGAA
This is a messenger RNA of Xiphophorus maculatus (southern platyfish), 2205 nucleotides long. RefSeq names its product polymeric immunoglobulin receptor-like. Bases 30 to 1355 code for a protein of 441 amino acids. The transcript has 8 exons. Gene Ontology annotation, cellular component: plasma membrane. Lineage: Eukaryota; Metazoa; Chordata; Actinopteri; Cyprinodontiformes; Poeciliidae. The record is from RefSeq and is a predicted model, not a curated record. Gene Ontology annotation, molecular function: transmembrane signaling receptor activity.